This is a messenger RNA of Amorphotheca resinae ATCC 22711, 1218 nucleotides long. RefSeq lists its product as hypothetical. The coding region runs from base 1 to 870 and encodes 289 amino acids. Lineage: Eukaryota; Fungi; Ascomycota; Leotiomycetes; Helotiales; Amorphothecaceae. The record is from RefSeq and is a predicted model, not a curated record. The transcript has 4 exons.
AUGUCUACCGAAGAGGCUGUUGGUCCUAAGUCCUUUGACCGCGACUCAGCUCAACAAGAGUUAAAGUCUGCGCUCUACGAGGGCAACAAGGAUGGCUCUCCAUCCUCGCUGAUCGAUCAGAUAUGGCAUGAAUUUUCCACUGUUACAGAGGAGCGUGUUCUAGUCUACAAAGAUGUAGACAUCAAGACAGCUCACGCAGUUAUCGACGAGCUCGAUCGUCGGAAGGAGGAUACAGCACUGAGGCUCGGAUACAAUUCGCUACUGAAAACCCUUAAACUGGUUCUGAUGCCAUCUCAGAUCCAUGAUAGCCAUCAGCCUUGGCUGAUCAACUCUAUCUUAGACAGUGGACAUUUAACGCGACAAGAGCGAAAGAGUCUUCGCAUUCUAAGUAGUACCAGAUUCGAAUCUUUUCGGCCGCCAUAUGCCUCAUCGCGCAAAGAGCCUGACCAAUGUAUUAGACCAGCAGGGAUGCUUCUUCCAACAUUAGUUGUCGAAAGUGGUUGGAGCGAGAGCCUUCCAGAACUGUACCAUGAUCGGGACUUAUGGCUUACUGGUGGUGCCGGAUCCGUACAAGUUGUCAUGAUAUUGAAAUGGAGCAAGAGCUCAGCAGGGCAAGUGAAGGGAGAUAUCGAAGUCUUUGACCUAGAUCACUUUGGGAAUGUACGGCGUCUACAACAGCAGACAAUUUUCCCCUUUCCGCCUGCACCAAUUGCUGCCUCGCAGAACAUCUAUAUUACAAAAGGGCAGUUGUUUGGUUCUGCCCUCCCAGCUGGUCAAAACCCAGCUGCAGCCGUCCAUCUCAAUUUGGAUGACCUUCGUCAAAUUGCCGACGAGUAUAUGAGGUAUGAGGGCUACGUUCCCGCUUCAUAAUUCUCUUCCGAGUGUCUACAGCUGUCAUUGCUAUUGCUUUUAUCAUCACAUUGCAUGGAAGUGGAGCGCGGUGCCUAUCGGGGUUGCAACGACGGGCUGGUGAUUCUCCAUAUUGUCCCGGUACAGAUGGGAUCCGCGAGGGCCACAGACUGAUAUAUAACGUGCAUUCAUAGCGACUCAAAGGAGGUGUUAAAGGCAAAGAUACGGGCGAUGUGCCAAGAAAUUGAGGACUAUAAAGGAAGAGCCGUGGGCGACAAUGUGUUACGGGAGCUUAACCGUAGCGAAGUAUAGUCAAGAUUCAAGCUGCCGGACCUCUUAAAGCGAUACAAACAGAACGAAAUAGAAGAG